Raphanus sativus (radish) is the source of this 1837-nucleotide messenger RNA. Its product is annotated as probable L-cysteine desulfhydrase, chloroplastic. The transcript has 2 exons. Lineage: Eukaryota; Viridiplantae; Streptophyta; Magnoliopsida; Brassicales; Brassicaceae. Bases 124 to 1551 code for a protein of 475 amino acids. The record is from RefSeq and is a predicted model, not a curated record.
CCGCACUUUCACAACUUGUCUUUAUCCUCUUUAAUAAUUAGAAUGAAAAAAAAAAACACAAACUCAAAACCAUUCGCGUCUCCUCCUCCUCCUCUUCCUCUUCCUCCUCUUUGAACAAAUCCAAUGGCUUCUCUCUCUCCGCCUGAAGAAGCAGCUUCGUAUCACCGCCGUCGCUCCAAACGCUAUCCCUCCUCUUCCACCACCACCAACGGCGUCUCCGCCGCCGAAUCUGUUCCCGACAAACGCCACAAGAUCUUUCACGAAUCCUCCUCGAGUCUCAUAUCUCCCUCCGAGAUCGAAGCAGAGUUCUCCCACCACGACCCCGCCUUCGCUCGGAUCAACAACGGGAGCUUCGGCUGCUGCCCCUCCUCCGUCAUCUCCGUCCAGCGAGACUGGCAGCUCCGGUUCCUCCGCCAGCCGGAUCGGUUCUUCUUCGACGACCUCAAACCCAGCAUCUCCCAGUCCAGAGCCGCCAUCAGACGCCUCAUCAACGCCGAGCACGACGACGAAGUCUCCCUCGUCGACAACGCCACCACGGCGGCGGCCAUCGUCCUCCAGCAGACCGCCUGGGCCUUCCGGGAGGGGCGAUUCGACAGAGGCGACGCGGUGGUGAUGCUCCACUACGCCUUCGGCUCCGUCAAGAAAUCGGUGGAAGCGUACGUCUCACGCUCCGGCGGGGAGGUGAUCGAGGUUCAGCUCCCGUUCCCGGUUAACUCGGCUGAGGAGAUAAUCAACCGGUUUAGAGCCGGUUUGGAGUUGGGUAAGGCCAACGGUACCAGGAGGGUGAGGUUAGCGUUGAUCGAUCACGUGACGUCGAUGCCUAGCGUUGUGAUACCGAUCAAGGAGCUUGUGAAGAUAUGUAGAGAGGAAGGCGUUGACCAAGUGUUCGUUGACGCGGCUCACGGGAUUGGUUGUGUCGACGUGGACAUGAAGGAGAUCGGUGCUGACUUCUACGCUAGCAAUCUCCACAAGUGGUUCUUCGCGCCGCCUUCUGUCGCUUUCUUGUAUUGCAAAAGGUCCGGUGGUGGUGGUGGUAGUAAUCUGCAUCACCCGGUUGUGUCUCACGAGUACGGUAACGGUUUAGCUGUUGAGAGCACGUGGGUCGGGACUAGGGACUAUAGUGCGCAGCUGGUCGUGCCAUCGAUUUUGGAGUUUGUGAACCGGUUCGAAGGUGGGAUUGAUGGGAUAAAGAAGAGGAAUCAUGAGUCUGUGGUUGAGAUGGGACAGAUGCUGGUUAAGUCUUGGGGGACGCAGCUAGGUUGUCCGCCUGAGAUGUGUGCGAGUAUGGUUAUGGUUGGGUUGCCUGUGUGCUUAGGUGUGUCGAGCGAGUCGGAUGCUGUGAAGCUUAGGAACCUUUUGAGAGAGAGGUUCUGCAUUGAGAUCCCGACCUACUAUAGAGCGCCUGGUGAGGGGGAGACUGAUGAUUCGAUCACCGGGUAUGUUCGCAUUUCGUUUCAAGUUUAUAACAAACCUGAGGAGUAUCAUAGGCUUAAGGACGCAGUAAAUGAACUUGUGAGAGAUGGGUUCAAAUGCACGUCUCUAUCUGAUUGAAUAAGGGUAACAAGCUAUUUCGAGGUGGAGUAAAUGAAUAAUGAAUGCCUGGUGGAAGUUAUGAUGGUUUAGGUACCAUGAGGAUUUGGGAAGAAGUGAAGUAGCCUAUAUAUAUGUAUUUUCUAGUCAGGUCAUAAAACAUCUUCUCAAUACAGUAAUGAUUGUAUGAGAAGACUUUGUAAGCAUUCUUCUAUUUCAUUUGCUCGACAUGUCUGUCUUAAAAACGUUAGCAACGUCGGUAAUAAAGUAACAACGGUCACUAUUUUCAGUGUUGUUGUUGGUUCGA